GAGAAAGGACGCUUGCCCGCUCGCUGCUAGCUUGGAUCCGCGUGGACUACAGGGACUGAAUCGGACCCGGAACCACAUGGCCCCACUCGCCGGUGCCUCUCGCUCCCGGGUGUGGUCAGUGGGGCUACUGAGGCUGCUGCUGCUGUCCUGCUUUACGCUCCAGAAAGCGGGUGGGGAGAUAGCUGUGCAGGUGCUCUCCAAUUCGACCGGCUUCUUGGGAGGGUCUACAGUCUUGCACUGUAGUCUGGCUUCCAAAGACAAUGUGACAAUCACUCAGCUAACAUGGAUGAAGAGGGAUCCAGAUGGAUCCCACCCUUCCGUGGCUGUCUUCCACCCCAAGAAGGGGCCCAGCAUCUCUGAUCCAGAGAGGGUGAAGUUCUUGGUUGCCAAGGUGUACGAGGAUCUGAGGAACGCAUCUCUGGCCAUCUCGAACUUGCGUGUAGAAGACGAAGGCAUCUAUGAGUGUCAGAUUGCCACGUUCCCCACAGGCAGUAAGAGCGCCAAUGUCUGGCUGAAGGUGUUCGCCCGACCUAAAAACACAGCAGAGGCCCUGGAGCCCUCUCCCACCUUGAUGCCGCAGGACGUGGCCAAAUGCAUCUCUGCUGAUGGUCACCCUCCUGGACGAAUCACGUGGUCCUCGAAUGUGAAUGGAAGCUACCGUGAAAUGAAGGAAACAGGGUCCCAGCCGGGCACCACCACAGUUAUCAGCUACCUCUCCAUGGUGCCUUCUAGCCAGGCAGAUGGCACGAACAUCACCUGCACAGUGGAACAUGAAAGCUUCCAGGAGCCGGACCAGCAGCCAUUGAUCCUUUCCCUACCUUAUCCACCCGAAGUGUCCAUCUCUGGCUAUGAAGGCAACUGGUACAUUGGCCUCACUAACGUGAACCUGACCUGUGAAGCUCGCAGCAAACCACCGCCCACCAACUAUAGCUGGAGCACGGCCACGGGUCCCCUUCCCAACUCCACUCAUUUCCAGGAAAACGGCAGUCACCUGCUAAUCUCCACCGUGGAUGACCUCAAUAACACGAUCUUUGUGUGCAAAGCCAUCAAUGCCCUAGGGUCUGGGCAGGGCCAAGUGACCAUCCUAGUUAAAGAGGCAUCUGAGAUUCUGCCGCCAAAGACAAGCUUAGGCACUGGCUACAUCAUUGCCAUCGUCUUUUGUGUCCUGAUCAUCGGAGUAGUAGCAGGCAUUGUAUUCUGGAAAUACAGGCGUGGUUGUGGUCGGCAGUCCAGGACCUUAGACAGGGAGAACGUCCGCUAUUCAGCAGCGAAUGGCGUCUCUGUCCCAAACGUGGAGACGAACAACUUGAGGUGAUGGUGCUGGGGUAGACAGAACUAAGGAACUUGAAGACAUAACAACUGGAACCCUACUUCCACAAAAGAAAAAGCCUCCAGAGAGACUUGACUGUCCAGUGUGGCGAACAUAGCAAGGUUGGGGGUCUCCUUGGCCGCUGCCGAAUUCCGCAUUGUCGAAAGGACUCAUGGAACCCGGUGUGCUGACUCACACUUGACAUCUCAGCAAGCGAGGGCCACAUAAAGCAAGGUUGAGUCUAGCACGGCUGUAGAGAGAAGCCCUGUCUAUACACAGGCAAGCUAAGGGGCUUUGAGACAGUCAGAAACUGAAGUCUUUCUUUGGGUAAGGUAAAUCCUCUACCUCGUGUAUGUGACAAACUUGAAAGACUUCUACCUCUGAGACUCAAGUGCGGACUCUCUUUAUAAGCUGACUCAGCUGGGGCUAACCCCUCUCUCCUCUCUGGACAAGGUCUCAGAGUGUAGCCAAAGCUAGACCGAAACUCACAGAGGUCCGUCUGUCUCUACCUCCCAAGUGCUGCAGUUAAAGGUUUGUGUGUGCCACACUCCUUUGCUAGGUCUUUUUAAUAAAGUAAAAUAUUUAAUAAAGUAAUAUAUUUAUAAAAAAA
Messenger RNA from Rattus norvegicus (Norway rat), 1919 nucleotides. It is a transcript of the gene Pvr, whose product is annotated as PVR cell adhesion molecule. Gene Ontology annotation, biological process: symbiont entry into host cell; signal transduction. Bases 77 to 1315 code for a protein of 412 amino acids. The record is from RefSeq and is marked provisional. NCBI's taxonomy places the organism in Eukaryota, Metazoa, Chordata, Mammalia, Rodentia, Muridae. The transcript has 8 exons. Gene Ontology annotation, cellular component: membrane.